Messenger RNA from Cercopithifilaria johnstoni, 1437 nucleotides. Lineage: Eukaryota; Metazoa; Nematoda; Chromadorea; Rhabditida; Onchocercidae. The record is from the annotation of a GenBank genome assembly.
AUGUUGGAGGGUCGUAACGAAACUUCUCCUACCAAUUCGGAUACUAUUAUUCGUCCUGAUGAUUGCGUGAAUUCGGAGAAUAACAACAAUCAUAGUAUUGAUAAUUCUGUUGCUGAUUGCAAAAAUGGUUUAUCAUCGACAAAAAUUUCUAAUCCUUCUACAUCAUGUCCUACAACGAUCAUCGUCGAUGAGAAAAAGGAAGUGGACAGUGCGAAUAAUAUGUUAAAUUUGAAUAACAUUGGUGAAUACUCGGUAGAAAUGCUAGCGCGAUUGACAUCUUCAACAAUGACCAUCCUUGCAAAUCAUCAUUCCGGUAAUAACAUGAAAAAUGGUACAACAAAGAAACAGAAAUCGCAAAAAUUCAAACCAUCAAGUGUUUGGAAGCAUUUUGUGCGCUUAUCUGACGGUAAUGUACGUUGCGUCCAUUGCGCAAAAGUUUUAAAACGAAAAGAUAGUUCAACGAAGACGAUGUGGGGUCAUUUACGAGCGAUACAUUUCAAGGGGCAAGAUUGGACUGUUUUACAACAGCGUGCUCUACGAGAUCGUAAUCGACCUCAAACAAAUCGAAUAGAUGUACCAUCUCUGGAUGAAUUAAAUUCAAGUGGAAUUAUUACAACUCAAAAUUGGCUUGAGCAACGGGUCGGUAUCCUGUGUGAUAAACCACAGGAAGCUCAAACGCCAACCAGCGAAAUGACUGGACAAUUGGACGAAUUAUCAACGGAUUGGAGUAAUCGUUCGUCAUCACUGGUUUCAAACAGCUGUACAACAAAUUCAAAAAAUAUUGAUCAAAAUACAAUUAAUGAUUGUACUUAUAAUGGUAAUGGUUUAAAUACGACAUGUGCGCAAUCAUCAGAUCGCAACACCGAUGAGAAAUCACUUAACUUUUUAUCAUCUAUACCACAUACAUCAGAAGUUAUCAAUAUAACUGCUGGUUACAAUGGAAGUACUGACAAUCAUUGUUCAGCACUUAGUGGAAGGUUAAAAGAAGAGAAUAGUAAUGGUGGCUAUAGCAGUGCUGAUAUAUCUUCAGCAGCAUUGAAUGUUUCAAAUUCUCUGAUUUCACCUGCUCAAAAUCAUGUAAAUGUUACUGAUCAAUCGAUUUCGUCGAUCAAUUCAGCGUUAUUACAUAUCUUUGAUUCAUUUUCGAUAUUUGAUCCUGAUUCAAUGGUAAUAUUUAUGCGAGCGGCUACUGAUUUAGAUUGUACAUUAUCAUUUCAUUGUCGUAACAAUCAACCUCAACUAUCCUUCGAAUCAAAUCGUACUGCUGCAAACAAAUUAAAAGGUGUGGAAGUAUGCUUGACUGAAAUGGACGAUGAAGUGAAUAUUGUAGUGCAAAAUGAUGGAAUAGAACUUGAUAGAGAAUCUUGGAAAAAAACGGAUAAAGCACAGUUCAUGUGGGCAAUUCGUGGAAAAUGUCAGAAAGUUCUGACUCAGUAA